Limulus polyphemus (Atlantic horseshoe crab) is the source of this 3845-nucleotide messenger RNA. RefSeq names its product high mobility group protein 20A-like. NCBI's taxonomy places the organism in Eukaryota, Metazoa, Arthropoda, Merostomata, Xiphosura, Limulidae. Gene Ontology annotation, biological process: regulation of gene expression. Gene Ontology annotation, cellular component: nucleus. Bases 87 to 860 code for a protein of 257 amino acids. The transcript is spliced from 7 exons. The record is from RefSeq and is a predicted model, not a curated record.
UGCAGUUUGUGGCUCUUGGUUUUCAAUAUCUUUGUGAGAGGGAGAGACAUGGUAUAAAUAGGAUAUUUCCAUCAGAGAGAUCAAAUAUGCAAAAUCCUGAGCCACUUCCAGAGGUUUCCCCGAUUCAUGACAAUAUAAAAGAAAAUACAAUAGUAGUGCCAUCUGGUAUUCAUGGAACACCACCACAACCUUUACCUCAGACAUCUGAACCGCAAGUACAUUAUGGAAUGCAAUCACAUCUUAAAAAGAAAGGAGGCUGGCCAAAAGGUAGAAAACGUAAGAGAGGACCACGAGAUGCCAAUGCUCCAAGACAACCACUUAAUGGGUAUGUUAGGUUCCUCAAUGAAAAGAGAGAGAGAGUGAGGAAAGAAAACCCUAGUGCUUCAUUUGCUGAGAUAACAAAAAUUCUUGCUGGUGAAUGGAGCAAACUGCCAACAAGUGAAAAACAAAGGAAUAUUGGCGCACAAGUAAACUACCCUAACAAGGCUCAAAGGUUUGGCUUCCGCGAAGCUGAGUUGAGACAACUGAGAAAAUCCAAUACAGAAUAUGAAGAGCAGAAUGCUAUUCUCAGUAAACACAUUGACAAAAUGAAAGCUGCCAUUGAAAAACUAGAAGUGGAAACGGUUCAACAGAGAAACAAUAAUCUGGCCUUGCAGCAGCAUCUAGAUAACCUCAGAGCAACUUUAACAGCCAGUUUUGCAGCUAUACCACUUCCAGUUACAAAUGAAGUGCCAUCACUUGAGACAGUUGACUCUUACAUGGGCAAGCUCCACACACUCAUUCUCGAUAAUCCUCAAGAAAACGAAGCUCUAAUUCAUGCAGUUCGAGAAAUUGUUAGUAGGUUGGACUACCAGGGCUGAAGACUGAAGACUAAGUUGUUUUUGUACCAUUUUUAAUUAUAUGUACUGUGAAAUAUAUUGUAAUAAUUAUGCAUGUUUGUUUAAUUUGUGCGAUACUGACAAGUACUUUUUUUUAAAGGAAAACACUUAUGGCUUUUGUUGGAUGUUCUAUUGUACAGAUUUUAUGUGUUUUUGGAGAACUUUUUUACUGGAAUUGUUGGAAAGUGUAAACUAAAAUGAUUCCUUAAACAUUACAUUUUUGUGAUCCCAGCUACCCUUCCCUUACUAACCAAAUUGUCCAUGUGUAAUAAAAUUUACAUAACUUCUUGUAUGUAUGUAGUGUGUUCUUAGAUGUUUUCAAUUUUCAUAGUUAAUUUUUCAUGGUUUUUGCUUGUCAGAAUAACAUAGAACAGUAGGUUUAGGGUAUUUAUGACACAUUGGCAUAUACCUUUGCAAAUGUAAUCUCAAAGUAACAAUGUAAGCUUAUUAUAUACACACUCUACAUUACCAUCUGCUAAUAAUAAGCUUUGCUAAUUUUAUUUUCACCAAGAUUAGUUUGGAGUCUCUUAUCAAAUUCCUUUGCUUAUUUUGGUUUGUGCUUGUCAAAAUAACCUUCAUUUAAAUUUGAUGCUUGUGAUGUUCCUUGAACCUAAACUUAUUUUAAUACAUGACAGAAUAAAUCAUUAGAAUAAGAAAGAUAUUUUCAUACAAUAUUACUUCAAAUGAUUAUCCAUAUUUUUGUUGUAAGUGCAUUAAAAUUUAACUGUACUGUUUAUAAUGGUUCUGAUUGGAACAUUAUUUAUCGUUACAAAAGCAAUCCUAGCUUUUGAAAGAAUGUUGCAAGCCCCAAGACAUAAGUAAAGAACUGCUUGAUACUGUUACUAUAAAUAUAAUGUUAGAGUAAUCUUGCCACCACUGAUAAAUAUAAAAACUAACAUUUUGAAUACAUGUGUUUGCAGUUUGCCAGAGACUUACUAGCCUAAUUGAUGUUGAGCAUAAAAGUAAAUGGAGACUGGCUGGAUAAAGUAACAAAGAUUUUGUAUUCAAGUGCCAUUUCCUGUCCAACAGAGUUACUAUAAGAAUAAGUAGUUAGCAUUUAGAUAUGUUCAUCUCUAGGUGCAUUAGAAAUCUUACACACUGUCUAAACUAAGCCUUUCUCAUGUCUUUUCUUGGGCAUCAUCUAAAUUGAUACUAAUGUUAUUAAUGGAAUUACUUCCUUAUUCUACUUUACCUCUCAAAUCAAUAAUUAUCUUGAAUGUGUACAACAUAUGCAAAGAGUAAAGCCAGUGAGAUUACUGAACACAAAACUCAUAGAGAUUGUUACUAUACAGAUUUUUUUUAUGCUUUAGAUGUUUUUGAAUUGUAUAUUCAACCUUAACUACACCUGCACUGUGUGUUCCUAACUAUUUGCCUUCCCUUUAGUCUAUCAUUUCAAAAUUAUGGAUAACCAGUGUGUAGGUUGUGGAAAUAUCCAAAACACCUAACAAAAGAACUUGAGGAAGGCAGUCUCAUUUUUAGAAGAAUUAAUCUGAGGCUGAAUUCUAUGUGUGUGUAUAUUGACCAUUAAGGUGAAGUUUUUGCUUCUACUGUCUUUCUGAACUUAGAAGCAUAUUUGUGGCACAGCUUUUUUGUCUGGAAUACAUUAAUAUGUCAUAUCACAUUAGAAAGCUCAUUUUACCAUACCGUUGUUGAUAGUUCUACGUGUGUCAUAAGUGCCCAUUGCAUUAUUGCUUUGGUUGUAAGACCUAAGAAGUGUAGUAAAAGAUCCGUACCUUGUAUUAUCUCUAGGCGCCUUUAAACUUUUUUUCUCUUUCCAGUUGUUGUUUCUUUUUCUCUGGCACUUUCUAAUGGAGGAAGUGCUCAGACUUGGUUACCUCUUGAGCCACUAGUUAGGUGUGAGAAGUAAUGGUGUGGGUUGCACAUUUUAGUUUCAAGUGGCACUGAACCCUCUUGACCUAUGUGCCUCCUUUCUCAAUGACCUUUAGGGCUAGUGGGCAACAUAUUCUGUGAUUCAUGCUAGGUUUUCACCCACUUUUUGUCACUGUAUCCCCUCAUCAAAAUGAUACUCCUACACCUAUCUUCCAGUUUCUUCUUUACUUUUACUAGUGGGAUUCUGGCUUUCUAAAUAUAAUGAAGGAAGUUAUUACAUUUGAAGCUAACAUUUAAAAUUGAAGUGAUUUUCAUGAAAAUAAUUACCUGUAUUUGUAUGCUUUUCUUCCUAAAUCUAUUUUCAGUUUUCAAUGGAAUGACUUUUUAGGUUAUGCAUUUAUAUUGGCAGUGUUCAAAGCAUGUUUAGAACACAUGUAAGAGAUUGUUCUGUGGUGGGUUAAAUUCUAACGUGGAAGUAACUCAGUUAAUGAGAGUAAUUACUUCACAUUUACAGUCCAAAAAAAGUGAAAGGAUUUAGUUUCAUACACACUAACCAUAGAAUGCCAGCAUGGGGUCACUAUGACCCCAUACAAGUUAAACCCAUAUACUAAACUAACCAUACUGGCAUUCUAGGGUUAAACUUUCUGUAUAUGAGAUAAUCACCAAUUUGAAAUGAAUUUUACUUCUAUGUUGUUUUGUAUAAUCCGUGUAUGUCAACAAAAAAUUAAAUGAAUUAUAUAAAUAAGUAAAGAUAUUGGUGACAUGAAUAAUUUCUUUACACCGUGUACGAGUUCAAUUGUGUAUAAUACACAACUUUUCAAAUUUAGAAGAUUGUUAAAGAGCCUUUAGAUUAUAUAUCAAUAUAAUCUGGAUAAACAGCCAUUUAAGAUAUUUAAAGUUUAUAAAAAUGAAUAGAUUUUUCUUUCUCUUGUACAAACCAUUGAAUUUCAUUCAAUUUAGGUAAAUAAUUUAGAAGAUACAGCAAAGCCAUAUAAAAUUCGGAAAAAUACAAAAGUCUCUACAGUUCAACUUUAUUAUUAUAACUUGAAAGUUUUUUUGGUUUAGAUCAAAUACUUAGAAGCUCAUAUCUAUUUUUAUUUGAAGUUUUAAAAAUAUUUAAUUGUUUGUAAUAUGUAC